Zalophus californianus (California sea lion) is the source of this 2123-nucleotide messenger RNA. It is a transcript of the gene G6PC3, whose product is annotated as glucose-6-phosphatase catalytic subunit 3. Gene Ontology annotation, molecular function: glucose-6-phosphatase activity. The transcript is spliced from 5 exons. The record is from RefSeq and is a predicted model, not a curated record. Gene Ontology annotation, biological process: glucose 6-phosphate metabolic process; gluconeogenesis. NCBI's taxonomy places the organism in Eukaryota, Metazoa, Chordata, Mammalia, Carnivora, Otariidae. The coding region runs from base 978 to 2123 and encodes 381 amino acids. Gene Ontology annotation, cellular component: membrane.
AAUAAAUAUACUGCUCCCUCUUAGUUGUGUUUUUUUGGAUAACUUUCAAGUCUGACCCUCAUAACAAAUCAUAUGUAACUGCCGCUCCACUUUUUAUAAGGCAUUGUGAUUAUAGGUUUUCAUAUAUAUGACUGCCACGUACUGUUAGGAAAAGCUUCUUGGAGGAAGAGAAAAAAUCUGAGACCUAAAGGACAAGCAAAAUCUCUAAAAGGAGAGAGAGCUUGGUGAUUUCAAGGAACAUAAAGUAGUUCAGAAAUACUAUGAAAUGGAGUUGUGGGGGUAGGCUGGUAAAGGUUGUCUUGCUAGAGCCUGAGCAAACUUUGAAAGACCUAGAAAAUGUAGGCUUUCUCCUUGGGGCAAUUGGAAAACAUUUAGCAAGGGAGUGAAAUGACAUUUAUAUCCAGCUUCCCUUCCCCACAGCUUUUUAAUUAGUGAAAUUAAUCUCUUUCCAAGAAGAACCAUAUUUACAUUCUCAUUUUCAUCCACCCAUCAGAAAACUCUCCAAGAACAAAGUUGCUUGAGGUAGGAAGGAACUGGGGAGCCACUCAACAGUAUCCUCCCACCCCAACUCUGCCUCUAGUCAGGACUUCGCCUAGAACAGCUGAGGUUUCUAUUUUGUGUGUGUGUUUCUCGAGAGGAUUAUUACAAAUUUUGUCGUGGGUGUGUGCCCCUCCUCUUCCCAUACCAACCCAGCUACUACCUCACGGUUUACCUGCCCAGCGAGGUUUUGGAAAGCAAGAAAACGGAAGGAGGGAGAUAAAGCAAGCUUAGAAGUGGGAGUAAGUGUGACUUAGGCUGCUACGUGUAAAAAUUCGCAAGUGUUUAGGGAAGACUCCUCAAAAUUAAGAGGCUUAUCUGUCAGCUUCCAAACCAAUAACGGAUGAAUUCGGGCGGGAGAUUCUUGAGCUGGGGAAGAAAGGCAAGGUUUGAUCAGCGGUGUAUGCAAAUUUAGGGUCCCGCUUCAGCGCCGACCGGUGAUGCCUGGCUCCUCCGAUGAGGGAGUGCCCGUAAACCUUUCUCCAAGAAAUCUCAGAAUAUCUUUGGAGGGUAGCGGUACAGGAGAAAAGAGGUCCGGUCUCGAAGGAAUCCUGACGUUGGAGAUUACACAUCCAUCUUCGCUGCAGCAAAGCAAGAACGGCGGUCGCGUCGCCGACCCGCAAGUUAGUCCUUCCUUUGACCCGGAACAGCAGCGGGAGCCGCCUCUGCGCCCAAUGCCCACGUGCCGGCAACAGCGGCCACGUGGGGCUCUGCGGAAACGCCUUCGCAAAGAUUUGUCCCCUGCGCUGCCCAGUAGAAAGGAAGGCCCGGGAAGAGCGCUGGAGGAAACGGUACCGGCUAAAGGCCGGGCUCGCGCGAGUCUGGGCCAGCCGAGGGGCGGGGCGGGGGCGGGGCCUGCGCCGGCCGCUGGCAGGGGGCGGGGCCUGGGGCUCAGAAAGGUGGGCUUUGGACCGCAGUGGCGAGCCGCUUUCUUGUCUCCGCGACUCCUCGGCUUCCGCCUUAGAGCAUAUCCCCGCCCGGCCGGCCCCUGGGUCGCCAUGGAGUCCACGCUGGGCGCGGGCAUCGCGAUGGCCGAGGCGCUGCAAAACCAACUGCCUUGGUUGGAGAGUGUGUGGCUCUGGGUCACCUUUCUGGGCGAUCCCAAGAGCCUCUUUCUGUUCUACUUCCCCGCGGCCUACUACGCCUCCCGCCGCGUGGGCAUCGCAGUGCUCUGGAUCAGCCUCAUCACCGAGUGGCUCAACCUCGUCUUCAAGUGGUUUCUGUUUGGAGACAGGCCCUUUUGGUGGGUCCAUGAGUCUGGGUACUACAGCCAGGCCCCAGCCCAGGUUCACCAGUUCCCCUCUUCUUGUGAAACUGGUCCAGGCAGCCCUUCUGGACACUGCAUGAUCACAGGAGCAGCCCUCUGGCCCAUCAUGACGGCCGUCUCUUCCCGGCUGGCCACUCGGACCCACAGGUGCUGUCCUGGGCUGGCUGAUGACCCCCCGGGUGCCCAUGGAGCGGGAGCUAAGCUUCUACGGAUUGACCUCACUGGCCCUCUUGCUGGGUGCCAGCCUCAUCUAUUGGACCCUCUUUACACUGGGCCUGGAUCUUUCUUGGUCCAUCAGCCUGGCCUCCAAGUGGUGUGA